Molecule: messenger RNA, 1920 nt
Organism: Filobasidium floriforme
Lineage: Eukaryota; Fungi; Basidiomycota; Tremellomycetes; Filobasidiales; Filobasidiaceae
Product: peptidase S10, serine carboxypeptidase
Exons: 3
Coding region: 105-1592 (495 amino acids)
Biological process (GO): proteolysis
Cellular component (GO): fungal-type vacuole
Molecular function (GO): serine-type carboxypeptidase activity
Source: RefSeq, a predicted model, not a curated record
CUCGGACUAGAUAAGUACCAUCGUCGCCCCUCUCGAAUCAAAUCCCAAAAGCGAAGGGCCAGCAUACCACCAGGGCACAUCAUAAUCGUCUUCCACGACAAACAAUGCGAAUCUCAUUCUCGGUCUCACUGCUCCUGGCGAUCGCGGGCCGAGCUGCCGCCUACUCGCAGCGUCAACAACAGGUCAUCACCACAGACCUCGACGCCGACGACUUUCAUAUCCAUCCCGGCCACACCUAUACCCUCUCUCACCUCCAUGUACCCAACCACAAACUAGAGAUCAAGAGCCACGAUGGCGAUUGGUGUGACCCUGACGUCAAAUCGUACAGCGGGUACAUCAACGCUGGGCACGGCAGGGACCUCUUUUUCACCUUUUUCGAAUCCCGUGACAAGCCCGCAGAAGACCCCGUCGUACUCUGGAUCAACGGUGGGCCCGGUUGCUCUUCCAUGCUCGGUAUGUACCAAGAGCUCGGACCUUGUACCAUCGUCGACCCAUCGCACAUCAACGGGACCAAGGUGAACCCCCAUUCCUGGAACUCGAAGGCCAACGUGAUCUUCCUCGAAGAACCCCUCGGGGUCUCGUUUUCGUACGGUCGACAUGGCCAGACGACGGGGACGACCGAACAGGCCGCCGUGGACGUCCAAGCCUUCCUGAGCCUGUUCUUCAAGACGUUCGAUAGGUUCAGGGGCAACGCCUUUUACAUGGCCGGCGAGUCGUACGGGGGCAGGUACUUGCCCGUCUUUGCCAGCGCGGUGUACGACUUGAACGAUCGCAACGCCUUACACGGGCUUCCCGUGAUCAACCUCCAAGGAGUGUUGAUCGGGAACGGGAUCACCUCGGCUUUCAAGAUGCAAGAGGCGUAUUACACCUACCAGUGCACCUCGAUCGAGGGGAUCGGCAGACCGUUGCUACCCAUCGCCGCCUGUGUCGAGAUGAGGAAAUCCUUGCCUUACUGCGUAGAGAUGACCCACGCCGAGUGUCUGAAACGUCACGACCGAAUCGCGUGUCAGGGCGCGAUGGACUUUUGUGCGAGCAAGGUCGGGGAACCGUUCUGGAACCUGGGAUUGAACCCUUAUGACGUCUCGAAGCGAUGCACGCGGGACGAGCUCGCCGACGGUCUCUGCUAUGGUGAAGCCAUGCGCAACAUCUCCACCUACCUCGACCUGCCCGAAGUCAGGUCCUAUCUGGGCGUCUCUGAACGUAUCGGCAACUGGACGGCAUGCUCCAACAAGGUCGCCCAAGCGUUCGCCGACUCGAUGGACGAGACGGACAUGACCUGGCUCUACGUCGCCGGCCUGUUGGAGAGGAAGAUCCCCGUCAUCUCUUAUGUGGGUACGUACGACUGGAUCUGCAACUAUAUCGGCAACGAGGCCUGGUUGGAGGAUCUCGAAUGGACGGGAAGCAUGGGGUACAAGACGGCCGAGGUCAGGGAUUGGGAGGUCGAGGGCAAGGUGGCUGGGUACACCAAGACGUUUGGCGGAUUGACGUUUGCCACCGUCGCCGGAGCUGGGCAUAUGGUACCCAUGGACAAACCGGUCGAAGCGCUGGCGUUGCUGAACCGAUGGAUCGAGGGAGGUGGAGACGCGUUGUAAUCGAGAAGACAAAUCGUCAGACUCCGCAUGGAACAGAGAGGAACACUUCGUAUCCCCAAGGACUUCCAUAUGCAUGUAACUUUAGCUUGACUAGCUCAUUUCAAAUUGCAAAGAAGCUAUGCUUGGAGAAUUCGGAUUAUCGAUCAAACGACAUGCGUCAACCAGCGAGGGCAAGUCGAGAUGAAAUCAGCCGGGUAGACCAACUUGAGCAGGGUUUGAUCUUCUUGCAAGACUCGUGAAGUCACGUUCAUUCUACCCGUAUGUCCAAUUUAGUUGUUUCAUGUAUCGAUAUAUAUAGCCUCUAAUCCUGAUGAGCGCUUGAACAAGC